This is a messenger RNA of Anopheles cruzii, 754 nucleotides long. RefSeq names its product farnesol dehydrogenase-like. Gene Ontology annotation, molecular function: oxidoreductase activity. Lineage: Eukaryota; Metazoa; Arthropoda; Insecta; Diptera; Culicidae. The record is from RefSeq and is a predicted model, not a curated record. The transcript is spliced from 2 exons. Bases 1 to 744 code for a protein of 247 amino acids.
AUGGAGCGUUGGAACGGUCGUGUAGCUGUCGUGACAGGUGCAAGUUCCGGUAUUGGAGCGGCGAUCGCAAAGGAUCUCGCCAAAGCCGGCAUGAUUACCAUUGGCCUAGCCCGUCGUGUUGAACGCGUUGAAGAACUACGAAAGGAUCUGUCGGAAGAUGCGGCCAAAAGGCUGCACGCUUUGAAGUGCGAUGUGUCGAAAGAAGCGGACGUAGACGCUGUGUUUAAAUCGAUCGAGGAAAAGUUCGGUGGCUGUGAUGUGCUGGUAAAUAAUGCCGGAAUCAUGCGAUCGACCAAUCUACUAGACGUCGGAAACACAUCCGAUAUUAAAGCCGUGCUGGACACCAACGUGACCGGUUUGGUGCUAUGCAGUCAGCGGGCGUAUCAAUCGAUGGUCAAACGAUCGGUAGAUGGACACAUCGUUCAUAUUAGCAGCAUCGCUGGCCACAUGGUACCGAAUUUCCCGAAAUUAAACGUUUACUCAGCAUCCAAACACGCCGUCAAGGCCAUUACGGAAACGAUGCGCCAGGAGAUGAGAGAUGCUGGAAAGAAGAUUAAAGUUACGAGUGUUAGCCCCGGUGGAGUUAGGACGGAAUUUCUAAAUGAUACAGGAAUAGAGAUCUCAGACGAUUGGCCAAUGCUGCGAUCAGAGGAUGUUUCCGAUGCUGUCCUUUACACGCUGGGAACACCGCCCCAUGUUCAAGUGCACGAAAUCAUUAUCAAACCGAUGGGCGAAGCGAUGUAAAACUAUUCUG